Rattus rattus (black rat) is the source of this 1825-nucleotide messenger RNA. RefSeq names its product zinc finger protein 709-like. The transcript has 3 exons. The record is from RefSeq and is a predicted model, not a curated record. Bases 149 to 1738 code for a protein of 529 amino acids. NCBI's taxonomy places the organism in Eukaryota, Metazoa, Chordata, Mammalia, Rodentia, Muridae.
UUACACCUCUGUCAGUAUCAUGUUUUCUUCUGUACUCAUAUAUUGGGUCUUUUAGGAGGUAGUGACCUAUGAGGAUGUGCAUGUGAACUUCACCAAGGAAGAGUGGGUUUUGCUGGAUCCUUCUCAGAAGAGUCUCUACAAAGAUGUGAUGCUGGAGACAUAUGGGAAUCUCACUGCUAUAGGCUACAUUUGGGAAGACCAUAAAAUUGAAGAACAUUUUCAAAAAUCCAGAAGUCAUGGAAGACAUAAACGAACACAUACAGGAGAGAAACCCUACGAAUGUACUCAAUGUGGUAAGGCCUUUGCAGAAAGCAGUGUUCUCCAGGAUCAUAGAAGAACACAUACAGGAGAGAAACCCCAUGAAUGUAAUCAAUGUGGUAAAGCUUUUGCACGAAGCAGUACUCUCCAAGUACAUAAACGAACACAUACAGGAGAGAAACCCUAUGAAUGUAAUCAAUGUGGUAAAGCCUUUGCACAAAGCAGUACUCUCCAAAUACAUAAACGAACACAUACAGGAGAGAAACCCUAUGAAUGUAAUCAAUGUGGUAAAGCUUUUGCUAAAAGCAGUACUCUCCAAAUACAUAAACGAACACAUACAGGAGAGAAACCCUAUGAAUGUACUCAAUGUGGUAAAGCCUUUGCACAAAGCAGUGUUCUCCAGUAUCAUAGAAGAACACAUACAGGAGAGAAACCGUAUGAAUGUAAUCAAUGUGGUAAAGCUUUUGCCCAAAGCAGUGAUCUCCAAAUACAUAAACGAACACAUACAGGAGAGAAACCAUAUGAAUGUCACCAAUGUAGUAAAGCUUUUUCAUACAGAAAUGUUCUUCAAAUACAUAAACGAAUACAUACAGGAGAGAAACCCUAUGAAUGUAACCAGUGUGGUAAAGCCUUUGCAGAAAGCAGUGUUCUCCAGUAUCAUAGAAGAACACAUACAGGAGAGAAACCCUAUGAAUGUAAUCAAUGUGGUAAAGCCUUUGCACAAAGCAGUAGUCUCCAAAUACAUAAACAAACACAUACAGGAGAGAAACCCUAUGAAUGUAAUCAAUGUGGUAAAGCCUUUGCACAAAGCAGUAGUCUCCAAAUACAUAAACGAACACAUACAGGAGAGAAACCCUACGAAUGUAAUCAGUGUGGUAAAGCCUUUGCAGAAAGCAUUGUUCUCCAGUAUCAUAGAAGAACACAUACAGGAGAGAAACCCUAUGAAUGUAAUCAAUGUGGUAAAGCUUUUGCACGAAGCAGUAAUCUCCAAGUACAUAAACGAACACAUACAGGAGAGAAACCCUAUGAAUGUAAUCAAUGUGGUAAAGCCUUUGCACAAAGCAGUAGUCUCCAAAUACAUAAACGAACACAUACAGGAGAGAAACCCUAUGAAUGUAAUCAAUGUGGCAAAGCCUUUGCACAAAGCAGUAGUCUGCAAAUACAUAAACGAACACAUACAGGAGAGAAACCCUAUGAAUGUAAUCAAUGUGGUAAAGCUUUUGCUAAAAGCAGUACUCUCCAAAUACAUAAACGAACACAUACAGGAGAGAAACCCUAUGAAUGUACUCAAUGUGGUAAAGCCUUUGCAGAAAGCAGUGUUCUCCAGUAUCAUAGAAGAACACAUACAGGAGAGAAACCCUAUGAAUGUAACCAGUGUGGUAAAGCCUUUGCACAAAGCAGUGUUCUCCGGUAUCAUAGAAGAACACAUACAGGAGAGAAACCCUAUGAAUGUAAUCAGUGUGGUAAAGCCUUUGCAUGAAGCAGUGAUCUCCAAAUACAUAAACGAACACAUACAGGAGAGAAACCCUAUGAAUGUACUCAAUGUGGUAAAGCCUUUGCACGAAGC